AUGGCCAAGAAAAUCAUGGAAUCUUCGCUCGCCCCUUGGCAGCGGAUAGAUGCCCUCAAGACAUUCUUCUUCCCCUGCCUUCUCUUCUCCAUGCAUACUGCACAACUCUCUAAGGGAGACUGGAGAAAAGUUGAUGAUUUGCUGAGGCCCGCCGUGAAGCGCACUCUCAACAUCCCGAAAGAAGCAUCUAACAACUACCUCUACGGGCUGUCCGGAAAAGGCGCGCUUGGCCUCCCCCUUGCGUCAGAGGACUCUGAUAUCGCAGCUAUUGACGGGGCUUUCAAGUUGCUCACCUUUAGGGAUCUCGCCGUACGACUGCUUGCGUGGGAAGACUUGACCUCUUUUGUUCAAGCUCGGCUCCAAUGCCCUACUUCUCCAGAGCUCAUCGCCCAAUUUCUAUCUGCUGCCGAUGACGGUCCCUUCGCUGGAACCACCAACCGCAUUUCAUCCAUGUGGUCUGCUGCAAGGGCCGCCUCUCGCCGAUUGAAUAUUACCUGGAGUAUCGAUAAUGAACACCUGCCCUCCAUCUCCUAUGGCGGUUUUACCAUCUACGCCAGCAAGAGGAAUUCCAUCUUCAAGUCUAUCCGCCACCACAUGCGCUCUGUCCGUUUACAAGACCUUGUCAGUCUCCCUAAUCAGGGCAAAGCUAUGGAGUGUGUUGCAGAUUCGAAAUGCAGUUCCCACUUUUUCCGCGAUGGUGCCUUCACCCGAUUCGCUGAAUGGAGAUUCAUUCACCGGGCAAGGUUGAAUUUGGUGCCCCUGAAUGCCGCUAAACCAUGUUACCAGUCGAACCGUCAAUGCCGUCGAUGCCCUUUUCCCAACGAAACCCUACCUCACGUUCUCAAUAACUAUAUGCGCAACUCUCGUCUAUACCAGCAACGACAUAAUGCAGUGGUUGAACGCAUCAAAAAGGCCGCCAAUGGCAGAUGGAGUAUCCUGUAUGAAAACCAAGUAUUCCCCGGCACCAACCUUCGCCCUGAUCUGGUGCUCUGCAAGGGCAGCUCCGCUCUCGUGCUGGACAUCACUGUGCCAUUUGAAAACAGGUUAGCUGCUUUUUCCGCCGCUAGACAAGAUAAGGUCUCUAAAUACCGCCCGGUAGUUGAGGUUUGCUUUAUUUUUUCUCUUAUUUCUCCUAUUGAUGCUUGA
This is a messenger RNA of Stegodyphus dumicola, 1146 nucleotides long. RefSeq lists its product as uncharacterized. NCBI's taxonomy places the organism in Eukaryota, Metazoa, Arthropoda, Arachnida, Araneae, Eresidae. The record is from RefSeq and is a predicted model, not a curated record.